CCGUCCUUCACACCAUCUGCACCAUCAUCGUCAUCAUCGUCAUCGUCCUCUUCAUCAUCACUGCCACCUUCACCUGUCGUCAGCUCUCCCAGCUUAGUGUGUCUGAUGUGCAGCUUAUCUAAGCAAAGCGCUGAUCUUCAAAGAAGUGAAUUUGUGGCAGGUUCUGAGGAUGACUUGGGAAGGCCACUGGCUGAGGCAUUGGCGAAUGUUCACUAUAACAUCAUCCUCAUGGGAUGCAGAUAUCCCCAGGCUGUGGAAGAUCGUGUGAGACAAUGGAAGCCAACUACAUGGGAGAGUGUGACAGCUUGUAAAGGAAGAUCAGCGCCAACACCCGUGCCACGUCGAGAAAGCAAAGCGGUAGUAGUAGAGCUAGAAGUCAGCGCGGCUGCAGUGGCCAAUGAUGUGCCUGUCGACGCGGCCGAUUGCCAUAGCAUAAACAGCACUACUGCUGCUGCUGCUGCUGCUGCUGCUGCUACUACGACUCCUGAUGGGGCUACGUUCCCGCCCAGAUUACUGUCCCUGGCGCAGAGGAUGCGAAUGCGUGCCUGUGAGAACGAGCAACUGUAUGUGGCCAAAUUAAAUGAUGCGGGUCAACUGUCGCGAGUGGUCGUUGACUAUGUGACUAGUGAGAUGGACUCGGCUGGUAUGCAUAGCGUGAGUGUAGUCAUUGAUUCCGUGCACGUGGCACGCGGUUCUGCACCGCAGAAGAAAUCCGCAAAGCACCUGGCGGCCAAGAACGCGUUUGAGCGCUUGCGUGCAGCUCAGCAGUCGCUCGGAAUCGCGGUAGUUCCUUCGGGCAUGCAGGUGAUCAAGGAGGCAAAGUCUCACAUUGACCACGCUGAUCUAGUAAGUAAAACGUAUCAUGAUGCAGACAAGGUCAGUGAGAACAGCAAAGGAAGCAUGCUGCUGAAGAAAAUGGGCUACAGUGGAACGGGCGGUCUUGGGAAAGAUGGCCAGGGCCGUGCCGAGCCCGUCAUUGAGACAGGCACAUCAGGUACCGGUCAUCGUCACGGUAUUGGCGCUAUGGAGGAAGGUGACCUAGACAAAACACGCAUUGAGCACCUACUGCGCGAUUUCCUGUCCUCAGACGAGGAGUCGCUUGUGUUCGGCAAGGGUCUUGCCAAAGAGAACAGGGCAAUCGUGCACACGCUCAGCCAGCGCAUGGGCUUGCUGCAUCGAUCUCACGGCCAGGGAGAGGGACGUCAGCUUGUUGUACAGAAGCGACCUGGCAGCGCCGUGGCCAACAAUGGCGGCGCGCACACCAACCGUCGCCGUCACACUACCCAGGGCAGCGAGAUUGCCCCACCUCACCACCGGAACUCUCAGCAUGAUGACGCCCAGUAUAGCGGACAGUACCAGCAUAACUACCAGCAAGCACCGGCACGUGGUGGUAGACACCCGAGACAACGUCAGCGCGAUAGCAGGAGAAACCAGUACACCGAUGGACCACCCCCACCAAGGAGAAGACAUGCGCCAUACUGAUACCAUUGAUUUCUUUUUCUUUCUUUUUGUUUUGUACACAGACUUGAAAGUGUACCGGUAUACAACGGUAUUUGAGUUGAAAUCGCUUGAUUCAGUGCUCAGUCCCGCUCCAUAACAUUAUCCUUUCAUCCAACAAGCACACUGUCUUGUCAUUCAGCAUUAUAAUCAUGGGAAAUCUUCCAUGUGCAACCAUUCAUGAAAAAAUAUA
This is a messenger RNA of Sycon ciliatum, 1690 nucleotides long. RefSeq lists its product as uncharacterized. The transcript is spliced from 3 exons. The annotation marks the transcript as partial. Lineage: Eukaryota; Metazoa; Porifera; Calcarea; Leucosolenida; Sycettidae. Gene Ontology annotation, molecular function: nucleic acid binding. The record is from RefSeq and is a predicted model, not a curated record.